AUGUCGUCCGGAAGUGGCAAAAAGAAAGUAGUUGCAGCUGCCGCACCAUCGCUGCCAUUCUCAAUAACUCCUAACCCAGUGGAAUCGCAAGCACCGCCCACGGGUAUAAAGCUGGUGAUUGAUAAGAACCGAAUUCUUAACGUUUCUGCGUCGAAAACUCAACCUGCAGUGUUUCGGCACCUAGUGCCCCACGUGCAAAGCACGUCCCUAAACGCAUCCAAUGAAGACUAUUUGACAAACGGUGGUUCCCAUGCUGGUACGUCAAUUUCAGCAAAAAAUACUGCACCCGUAGUUAAAAAGGUUGCAUCGUUAACUGCAAUAGGUGGAGUAGAAAGGGGAGAGAUGCGUGUGAAAGUUACAGGAGAAGAUCGUAACGGUCAAUCUAUGAUGACCGGAGGACAAUUGGUACAGGUAAAACAAUAUAACAGCUUGUUAGGACGACGGCCCUCGACACAUCGUCGGGUGACAGUUCCUAAGGCGGCAGAAAUUACCGACAACGGUGGACAACAAACUGUUUCACCGUACCCAAUAAUCACAUUGGCUGACAGAACUACCUUUAAGCCUGCAGUAGCAACCAACAUCCAACCAGGGAAUUCUCUGUCAACAACAGCUAUACCACCCAUUGGGUGCACAGCAACCACCAGUAGUGUCAACCUUGUAACAGACAGUAAUACACAAUCUUCGACAGCUUGCAACUACACAGUUGGUAUUACAGAUGUAUAUUCCGUUCCGAGCAUGCAGUUCAAUUCCGUACAAGGUAAAGUACCCUACAAAGAUGUUGCGAAAAAGGUGGAUGUUGGGAAUGAAACGAACAGUGCUGGUCUCAAAAAGAACAUUGCGACUUAUACAACUAGUAGAGUCAUAUGCCCUGGCAAAACACCAAUCAUACCAGUGAAUGAACAAAAUCACAACGUUGUUGUUAUAACUUCAGGUGAAAAUACGUCUCGAAAUAGUAACCUUAACGCUAUUACUACAGACACUCGAAAGAAUAAUGUUCAAGCAAAGCUGUACAUUUUUAACCCUGUACCGAAUGAUUGUACCGAUAUGAAUACGGAAACAAGCCUCAGUAAAGUUCCGGGUGAAGAGGUGGCAAGCAAGCCAUCUCGGGAAGUAAAGUCGCUUCAAUUAAUGCAAUCAUCGUCGAAAAUUUUAACUGGAUUCAUCGCAGACACCUCCAGUAAGGGUAAAUUACGAAAGCGUCAUUCAGAUGGCUCUGCUGAUAUAGAGUCCUCAAAUAUGGAUUCAUCCCUCCCUGGGACAAUAACGCAAUCAGCAACUCGUAAACGGCCUCGAAGAAAGUCCACGAUUUAUUCGACCACUAUGGACGACAAUAGCAAAGAGUUGGCGACUGACUCAUGCUACAGGUUGGAAGAUGUGGAUCUCACGUCAACAGUGGUAGAACCAGCCAGAGGUAGAAAAGGACGCUCGUUAACGAAAUCAGAAUAUUCGCUGCAAAAACCCACGAAUGAUCGGAAUGAUUGUUUCGGCAGUGUGAAGGAUGGCUGCAGGGAUUUCUUUUCAAGUUUGAACCUGGGUUCGAACGAAGAAAAUAAAAUCGGCGAACAAGCUUUCCCAUCGAAUCCACCAAAGCCUGGAUGGGAUCGUUUCUGUUGGCGUUGCAAGAAAAGUAACCCGAAUUUGGGAUGCAGCAAGUGCAUUAGAAGUUAUCAUAAACUUUGCGUUCGCUAUUCAGUGGACGAUCCGAACUGGAGCUGUACGGAAUGUAAAAUGGCGCCCAAUGUACGCGCGGAUGUCGAAUCCAUGACUAAAUGUUUGGGAUAUGUACUGGACAUAAUGAUGCUUCAAACUGAAGGGGUAAGUUGGAAUGAGUUUUUUAAUCCAAUCGAUAAAUCGGUUUUGCCACACUACGACGAUUACAUCACCCGUCAUAUGGACCUAGCCGUAUUAAAACAGAAUCUGAUCCAGAAAACGUAUAAGGCUUCGGAAGAGUUUUUGGCGGAUAUAAGUUGGAUAGUACACAACAUGUCCAUAUAUCCUGAUAAAAUGAUUCUAUUGAAACAAGCACGGGCUAUGCAGAAAAAAGCAAAAAAUGAAAUAGAUGAAAUGGAACCUUGUUACGAGUGCUACAUACACGCUAAUACAAGAUCUGAACAAUGGUUUACACAACUGUGUUCGAAACCACAUCUGUUAGUGUGGGCCAAAAUGAGAGGAUUUCCUUACUGGCCGGGCAAACUAUACGUGAUUAGCGCCACCAAUCUUGCGUACGUGCGUUUCUUUGCGACACACGAUCGAUCCUGGAUGGCGGUAAAAGAUUGUUUUCUGUAUAGCAAGCAAGAUCCUAAUCCUCCUAAAAAUCUGAAGAAUAAGAUAACGGCAUCUCUGGCACAAAGUGUGACAGACAUAGAGCAGUAUAUUACCCGAGUGCGAGAACAGUUCAGCACGUUCAACUAUGCGCCAUUCAUGGAAUUGGUAGAUCCGUCGCGAUUCGAGGAACAACAACGUGCAAUGUUUCCAGAUGCUUUCCAUAAGAAUGUAAAGGUUACGAUAAAAAAGAACAAAGGUGAGAUGGUCGCCGUUGCUUCAUCUUCUAACGACGAUACACAGACUGUUCCAGCAACUAAGGCCAGAUUGGAGUUGAAAACAAAUGCAGCUCUCGCCAACAAAGAACCUGCGAAGAAACAGACAAUAAUCAGUCUCCCGCGUAAGCCUACGACACGUCGCAUGUCGCGGUUAUUGAGAAGCGCUGAUGAAACAGGUGAACAACCGGUAGUAAAUGCAGGAUGUCAGGAAAGCUCAACUGUGUUGAUCGCAUCCGCAGCGGCGAACAAUGACAAAUCAUUCGAAUGUAACCAAUUAUCCGACAAAAUGAUUGACGAUAAAACAGUAGAAACCUCUAAAGACGCUGAUUGUGAUCUGAAAACAUUGUCCCUGCGUCUGCGACGUGGUUCGCAGUCUGCGACAUGGGAAACUGAACCGUUGCUUAAACGUCGGAAGUCAACAGCCGUGCUGACGAACGCUGUCGUCGAAACAAAUUCCACCGUUUCGAGUAUAGAAGUGACAACAAAAGUAACAAAUGCGAUCAAGGAUGUUGCCGAACCAAUUGCGGAAAAGGGACCAAAUACCUUGGAUGCAGCUACCGAUACUACUUGUAAUCAGCAUGCAGCGAAAAUACCUUCGGACACUGUGGAAAGUGCAGCCAAUGCUGCUGCUGCUGUAAGCCAGCCUUUAGUAUGUAUCUCAAAUAGUGAGGUAAACCCAUCAUCAUCAGUAGCUGAGAUCGAUAUCAAGCAAGAAAUUAUUGUCUGCGAUGAAGUAAAUGAUGUAAGCCAGACAAAAGAUGUUCGGCCAUCGCUUAAGGAACAGGUACAGAAAGAAAAUGCCACUACGUUGGACGCAGCAAAGGGUCAGAUCAUACCUACUGUUAGUUUGGAAAAGGUGAUUAAAUCUGUGCAACAAACAACACCUGCAGUAUUGGCGAUUAGCGCAGUAGGUGGUAAAGCUGACGAUACAAAUACUACUGCUGUUACGAUAGUGCCUAGCAAUCAACGGGCAAGAAAAUCGUUCCCUGGAGGUGCUGGUGGUAGUACUGCAAAGAAUUUGCUUCCGGACACAUUACACAGCAGCAAAAAGGCGUUGGUUUCCAUACCAAAAGAACUCGUUACUCCCUCUGCUGCGGUCGUUACCAUAAUUCCCAGUGUAGACAACCGCAAAAAUGAUCACAAUGAUGUUGGUGCAGCCUCCGCAUCAAAAGAUAGCGAUGAGGUAAUAAUUGUAGAAGAUAAUAAUGAUACCGUUGCUACAACACCACCGGUCGUACCAUGCACAGAACGGGAAAUUGAAACAACCAACUUCCAGCCCCUUCCGCCACUUGUACCGAAGCCUCUGGAAACGAUCCCAGCUCCUACCGAUAGUACCAUCGAAUUGAAUAACACUAUGCAGAUAUUCGAUGACAGCGCGAAUAGGAUGUUAGACUACUUCCGGAUGGUGAUGGAAGAUCUGCUAAAAGAAAUGGUUGGCAAAGGAUCGUCGCUGGUUGAGGUGGCAACGCUGAAAUUAAAUCUAGAGCGACAAAAGGAGUUAUGGAUGCAGGAGAAACAAACAUUACAACAUGAGUUUGAGCGUAAGAUGGCGAAUUUGCGCAUCACCCUCGAACAGGAGAAGGAACGGGCCCUCAAGAAACAGCGUCAGCAGCUAUUCGGAGAGAAGGAACGUGCAGUGCAAGAUGCGAAAAUGAAGCAAUGGUGCGCCAAGUGCUACAAGGAGGCAGGAUUUUAUUGUUGUUGGAACACUUUGUAUUGUAGCAGGGAUUGUCAGAGGGAGCAUUAUCAAGAACAUCAUGAUAAACACAUCAACAUUACCGCGCAACAACCAGACACCUCCCAAGAAAUCCAACUUAUACUUCAACCCAAUUUGACGGAUUCGAGUUUGUUGGUUGCGCGGAAGCCUGAAAACAAUGCUUCCAUGCGUAAUCGGUCUGCCGUGAACAUUUCAGUUGUACCUACAGUUGGUGGCGGAAGCUCUAACAAUCUAAACAAAAGAUCCCCGAACAAUAGAGUCGCCCAGCAACAACUCACUUCAACAAGCACUCCAUUACAGACUCCAGUUCGCUUUACUUCCGGCACAAUGGCGACUAACGUAGGUUACAAGACGCCUAUAAUACAGUCUGUGCAUGGACGGGACAGUAUUUUAAAAUUGACGCAUCUGUCGACACAGAAUGGGGGUAAUGCAACAUCCACGCUUAACAUGCCACAACAACAACAGAAAAAGACUACUCCACGUGACAAAGCGGUCCAAUCGAAUCAUCAGAAGGCGAUUAGUCCUAACAGGGUAAAUAUAACGAAAAAACCAUACGUUAUCGCAUCGUCGUCGUAUCAAAGUACCAACAUGUUAACAUCACCAACAUCAACUAAUGCGCCAAUGGUAACGCCUUCAGCAUAUGUCACAGUUACACCCUAUGAGGAAGUAGCCGGUAGCAGCCGAGCGUCAUCUAGUGUCUGGAAUCAGUUAGCUGUGAUGCAAUCGAACGCUAAUCGUCAGCCGCAUUCGGGCACAGCAUUCGGUACAGCAGGCGGUAGAGAUGGAGCAGAAAAACUUGGCCAAAGGCAAAAUCAGCCAACUAUUGCCCCAGUUGUGCAGCUACCGUCAACAGCCACAUACAUGCGACAUCAACAAUGA
This is a messenger RNA of Anopheles marshallii, 5136 nucleotides long. RefSeq names its product protein kinase C-binding protein 1 (gene Zmynd8). The transcript is spliced from 7 exons. The record is from RefSeq and is a predicted model, not a curated record. Lineage: Eukaryota; Metazoa; Arthropoda; Insecta; Diptera; Culicidae. The coding region runs from base 1 to 5136 and encodes 1711 amino acids. Gene Ontology annotation, molecular function: protein binding.